Molecule: messenger RNA, 3766 nt
Organism: Solenopsis invicta (red fire ant)
Lineage: Eukaryota; Metazoa; Arthropoda; Insecta; Hymenoptera; Formicidae
Exons: 3
Coding region: 1099-3375 (758 amino acids)
Source: RefSeq, a predicted model, not a curated record
UUACGAAGAAAAUAUACUAUGGCUGAAAAAUAAUUGUAAACCGUGGCAAACUGUGACUGAAUACUGGUCUUUGACUUCAAAGAUGCGAUUAAAAGCUCUUCAAAGAAAUAAUCAGUCUUGUAACGAAUAUAUGAUUCAAUUUCCAGCUCUUUUUGAUCCUUUAGGCUACGUAUUACUAGAGAAAGAUUUCGAAACAUUGUAUCCAAAUUGUACUUUAAAAUUGUAUGCUGCUUGGAAAAAAAUAUCAAACUUUGUAAUCAGUAAGGUACCAUCUAAAGUGAAGAACCGUCUUGAUAAUGUAUUUACGCCAGGUAAAAUAUUUAUUGUCUCUUUUCAUACACAAUAACUUGUUAUAUUCUUAAUAUAAAUAUUUAUUUCGAUAGAUAGUACGCAAAUUGUAACUUUACUUUUGAUGCCUUAUUUGUUUCCUGUGAACACGAUAAGAAAUGGCAAAGCACAAAAUUGGAGGCCUUCUAGAAAAGAAUCUGAAGAAGGAUUUCUUCUGCAUGUAAAAAUAAUAGCAGAUCUUGAAACAACAUUAGAGGAACGAACGGCAAAAUUGCGAUCACUUGGUCAGCCAUCACAACCUGUUGCAGUAAUAAUAGGUCCUUCUUUCGAUGAAAUCAAACAGUGUUUCGUCGUCAUUGAUAUAUUUAGAUAUGAAGUGGAAACACCUCUAAAAACCGUGGACCUUGUCUUCAAAUUAUGUAACGCUUUAAACAUUCGAUAUCCUGUAGAGGUAGGACAACUGUUUAUGUUUUUACAAAGAGCUGUAUAUGAAUUUGAUACUUUGUGGGAUAAACAUAAAAAUUCGCAACUGACUUCUUCAGUUUUGGCGACUAUUCAAGAAUAUAAAUCAUUUUAAGUUUAAUUUAUUUUGGAAAAUACACUUGCAUCAUGCCUACUUGCUUUUUGUGCAAAGAAACUGUACAAUCUGUAAACAGUUUGUUAACGCAUUUCACGGUCAAACAUUAUGUCAAUUCAUUCACUGUAUUUAAAUGCGGUGAAAAUGGAUGCGUUAGAGAAUGGUCUUCUUGGAAGUCAUUACGAAAACACUUGCUUGGAUCAAUUCAUAAUUUUUCUUUAUGACCUACGAUUAUGAAUAAUACUUAUGAGCAACCUACUGCUAAUACAAAAAUUACCGAGAAAUUUGUAAUUCAUGAAAAUAUGAAUAUUGAUGAAAUAUUCUCACUAGAAAAUGCUAUUAGUGAGAAUUUAUUGGUAACUCCAGCCCAGUUUAAAUCACUCGUAAAAAAUCGUUCCGAUGCUUUUGUUGCAAAAUUAUACAACACUUCUUCCAUUCCACGAAAUCACAUUCAAUCACUUAUUGAGGAUACCACAUUAUUUCUAACAAGUGGCCAUAUUUCUGUGUUAAAAGAAAAAGUUUUUUCACAAUUAAAUGCACUUGGUUCUAAUAAUGAAAUAAUACAAGAUAUUACAUUAAUGUUUAAUACAGUAGAAGAUCCUUUUCAUCAUCUUAGUACCGAAUACAAACGUAAAGAAUAUUUUAAAUCAUGUGGUAAUUAUAUAGCUCCUAUUGAAUAUUGUAUAGGUAAAAGAAGAGUACGUAAAAAUACUGGAUCAUGUAUUGUGGAACGUAUGAAAAAUGUUUGCGGUUACUUCAUACCUCUAACGCAAACGUUACAAAAAUUUUUUGAGUUGCCUGAUGCUUUUACUGCUACAAUACAUUAUAUUAAUUCGCUCAGAAAUUCAGAUACCAUUACAAACUUUAUUCAAUCUAAACUUUGGUAUGAUAAAAGAAAAAACUUUGAAGAUGAUGCUAUUGUUUUUCCAUUGUUUAUAUAUUAUGAUGAUUGGGAAGUUAAUAACCCAUUGGGAUCCCAUAGUACUUGUCUUGGAGGAGUAUAUUAUUACAUACCGUGUUUGCCACCUGAAUGUGUAUCUCGAUUGGAAAAUAUUUUUUUAGCUCUCUUGUUUAACACAGAAGACCGUAAAGAAUUUGGAAAUAAACAAACAUUUGCACCUUUAAUUGAAGAAUUGAUUGUUUUGGAACAAGUCGGAAUAACAGUUACUGUUAAUGGAAAUCAGUAUAAAAUUUAUUUUGUGCUAAGUUUACUGUUGGAAGAUAAUUUAGGCCUUCAUGCUAUGUGUGGAUUCGUUGAAAGUUUUCGAGCUAAUUAUACAUGUCGAUUUUGCAAAAUUCAUCGUAACAUUUCUCAAACUACUUGUCUUGAGGAUGAUUAUAUUCUCAGAACACGUGAAUCGUAUAAUGUUGAUUUGGCUUCAGCAAACUGUUCAAUUAAUGGGAUCAAAGAGGAAUGUGUCUUUCAUGCAAUCACUUCAUUUCAUGUUGUAGACAAUGCUUACGUUGAUAUCAUGCAUGAUGUUUUAGAAGGUAUCGCUCAUUACGAUAUGAUCCCAAUAACAAAUCAUUUUAUUCAGAUUGGUGAUUUUACUUUAUCAGGUCUUAAUUAUAGUCUGCAAAUGUUUCAUUAUGGUCCUAAUAUACAAAACAAAUCACCUAGUAUUUCAGAUGAUUUUGCAACAAAAAAUAAAUUUAAAAUGACAGCUUCGGAAAUGUUGACAUUUUAUAAACUUUUUGGAGUAAUUAUUGGACAUAAAGUAAAAUCGUGUAAUAAUCCAUUUUGGAAAUUAUACUUAUUAUUAAAAGAAAUAAUUGAAUUUAUUUUCAGUAAAUCGGUAUCACAAGAAUCUGCUUCUGCAUUCAAAAUAUUAGUAGAAGAGCAUCAUAAUCAAUACUUGAAAUGCACAAAGCAAUAUUUGAAACCAAAACAUCAUAAUCUCAUUCAUUACGCAAGAGUCAUGAUGCAAUGUGGACCACUUGUUUCUUUAUCUGUAAUUAGACUUGAAGGUUUUCAUAAAGCUCUUAAAAAAAUUUCGAAUGUUGUCAUGUCAAGGCAAAAUAUUGCCUUUUCGAUUGUUACUCGAUAUCAAUUUUUAUUUUGCUAUAGACUUAUGGCUAAAGAAAGUAUUCUUCCAAAUAUUCAAACAGGAUCAGGAAAUAUCAUUGAUAUUAGUGAAAAUCAUCAUUUUGAUAAUUUUAUGUUAUCACUACCAAAUGAUAUAAACUAUAAUGCAUGUUUUGUUACUAAUUGGGUCAAUUAUAAAGGUACUCGGUACCAAUCUAAAAUGGUAUUAUUUUGUGGAAUAGAUGAAAGUUCUUGUCCCGUUUUUGCGGAAAUUCAGUUUAUUAUUAUUCAUAAUAAUAGUCCACUUUUUAUUUGUUCUUCUCUUAUAAAUAUAGGUUUGAAUUGUAAUAUUGGUGGUUUCGAAGUAGAACAAAGUACAAAGUGGCUAUCAAUUAAAUAUGAAGAUUUAGUCGAUCCUUUUCCUUUGUUCAUAUAUACUAUGGGCAAUGAGGAAAGUUAUAUUAUUUUACAUUAUUCCGUUUAAUUUCAUACUCUUCAUGAUAUCCUGAUCCUGAAUAUUAAUAUUUUUUUAUGUAUUGUGCAUUGAUUUUAUAAUUUUUUACUAAAGUAAUUUUUUACUUAAAGUAUACGUUGAACGCGAAUCUUCCUGUUUAAUAAGUUUCUCAGGGUGGAUAGAUAUACUUCACGCAUAGUAAAUUCUUUACAUCAAAUCCUUUUAUUCUUAUCUGAAUUUAUCAUAAGCGCUCUUUGAUUUAAUAAUUAAUCCUCUGCUACUUUCAGCUUUACAUUUCAUUAAAUAUUAAAAAAUGUGACAAAUGUGUUUUAAUUAAUAAAUUACUUAAUAAAAAUAUUGAGAGCGACACCAAUAUUGUUUUAACAUAGAAAUUUUUCACAUUUUCAUAAAUUUUAGAACA